Molecule: messenger RNA, 1197 nt
Organism: Diachasmimorpha longicaudata
Lineage: Eukaryota; Metazoa; Arthropoda; Insecta; Hymenoptera; Braconidae
Gene: HemK2
Product: methyltransferase N6AMT1
Exons: 1
Coding region: 1-660 (219 amino acids)
Biological process (GO): methylation
Cellular component (GO): eRF1 methyltransferase complex
Molecular function (GO): protein methyltransferase activity; S-adenosylmethionine-dependent methyltransferase activity; nucleic acid binding
Source: RefSeq, a predicted model, not a curated record
AUGAAUUUAAAAAUGGAAACUCCAAUAGUCAGACUUUCUGAUCUUGACUCUCAAACUGUCUACGAGCCCUCAGAGGACUCGUUUCUACUGCUAGAUAGUUUGGAAGCCGAUCUCAAUAGUUUCGCGAACUUAAAGCCAAAUAUCUGCUUGGAGAUUGGCAGUGGCUCUGGCGUUAUCAUAACAGCUCUAGCAAUGGCAUUCAAACGAAAUAAUUGGCCUGGUUUAUUUAUCGCUGUUGAUAUUAAUCCAGACGCUUGCAGAGUUACUAAAAAUACGAGUAUUAUAAAUUCAACGAGUGUAGAUAUCGUUCGAAUGGAUUUGGUGUCGUCCCUGAAGGCUAAUCAUUUAUUUGAUAUAUUGAUAUUUAAUCCACCAUACGUUGUAACCGACUCUAGUGAGAUUUUUGAUGAGAGACUCAUCAGCAAGACGUGGGCUGGGGGGAGGGAUGGUCGAGAAGUUAUGGAUCGAUUGUUUCCGUUAGUACCAACGUUAUUGUCCAGUCAGGGAAUCUUUUAUUUGAUUGUUAUCAAGGAGAACAAGCCGAGUGAUAUCAUAGGUAUUUUUCAGGGGCUUGGAAUGCGUGGAGGUGUGGCUGCAGAGAGAAAAGUGCGUGGAGAGCACUUGUAUGUUCUUAGAUUUGUUAAGAAUUCCAAACAGUGAUGAAGUAGAAUAUUUUUCUGAUUAUCAAACUUAAAGAAUAUCUACCAGCAGAAGAGCUUUUUGGAAAUAUUUAAUUCUAGGAGAGUCGAAAAAUCACAUCUUCAGAUGCGACAUGUAUACGAUAUCUGAAAGUCCUCCUAAAAGCGAUUGUAAAACGAAAUUAAUCCAUGAACACUUCGCUGCUGCUUUUACCCCUGAAAGCAUUUUGGCGUUCACAAUUUUAAUAGUUUUAACUAUAGUCAUUCCCACUACGGAACACAUAGAUAUUCUAUUUUUGAAUUUCUAUUCUUCUCUGUUUAUUGUACAUUAUUUUUCACAAAUUAUUUAUUUCCAUUUUCACGUUGACGUUUCAAUGGAACUAUGAUAUUUAUAGCGUAUAAUGGAAAUGAUAUGUAAAUGAAAACUCUAAAGCUUUUCUUCGUUUUAUCAAAAGUAUAAAAUAAGAGAAACAUCAUGUUAUUUUGUACAUUAUCUAAGAAAAAGAAAUAAACUAUAUAUGGGCAUAAAGUAACUGUUUAGGCACAUGGAAAGGUGGAA